AUGGACUACUUCAAGCGCGCCGCCUCGGCCGUGCUCUCCUCGGCCGCCGGGCCGUUUCCCGGCUACACGCUCGGCGAGCGCGAUGCCUGGCUGGCGAACCGCACGCUGUGGACGCAGCAUGCCGGCGUGCGCCGCGACGACGGGCUGCGCGUCAGCAUUCUCUGCUUCGACGCCGCCGCAAGCCCACAACGACGCAACCUGCUGCCGCUGGCCAAGAACGCGCUGCGCAAGCUGCGCACGCUCAGACACCCAAGCGUGCUGCGCCUCCUCGACUCGCACGAAACGCAGACGGCCGUGUGGAUCGCCGUGGAGCGCGUGCGCCCGCUGGGCCAGGCGCUCGAGGAGAUGCGCCGCGACGCGCCGGGGCGCGACGAGUGGAUCGCAUGGGGCCUGCGCAGCAUCGCGAGUGCGCUGGCCUUCAUCAACGACGAUGCCGCCUCGACGCACGGCAAUAUGCGUCUCGACGCCGUCUUUCUCGCCGCGUCGGGCGAGUGGCGCCUCGGCGGCUUCGAGGUGCUGAGUGCGCCCAAGGACGAGACGGCCGUGCUCUACAACAUGGGCAGUCUGCUGCCCGACGCCGCACGCUUUGCGCCGCCAGAAGUCAAGCUCGGCGGCUGGUCGCCUCUCAAAGAUCUCGAGCCGCACGUGCUAGACUCGUACUCGUUCGCGCUCCUCAUUCUCGAGGCCUACAACGGGCCGCUGCCGCCCCUCGUCGGCGCCGCCGUGCCCGCCGCCGGGCGGGUGCCGCCGCCCAUCUACGCCCUCGUGCGGCGCAUGCUGGUGCCCAACGCCAAGGCGCGCCUGACGCCCACGGCCUUUCUCGCCGCCGGCGAAGCGCCCGGCGCCUUCUUUGCCGCCAACCGCCUCGUGCGCAUCGCCGCGGGCCUGGAGAACUUUGUGCUGGCGCGCGAGGAGGAGCGCGCGGAAGUCAUGCGGCAACUCAAGAACGACGCCGACUCGCUGCCGCCAGACUUUCUGCAGCACAAGGUGCUGCCGGCGCUGACGCAUGCGCUGUCGCUGUCGAGCAGCGGCGCGGCGGCGGGCGCGGCGGCGCAGACGCUCGGCUCUGCGACGCUGCAGGCGAGCCGGCUGCUGCCGCUGGUGCUGCAGCUCGGCGCCACGCUGGGCGACGGCGAGUGGGUGGCGACGCUGCAGGCGCCGCUGCUUGCGGCGUACAAGAGUGCCGACCGCGGCGUGCGCAUGGCGCUGCUGGAGCAUCUCGAGCUGUACAGCGGGCGCCUGGAGCCGAAGCGCGUCGUUGACGGCGUGUGGCCCCAUCUCAUCUCGGGCUUCGCCGACACGGCGCCGGCGAUUCGCGAGGCGACGCUGCGCGCCAUCCUGCCGCUGGCGCCCAAGCUGAGCGAGCGCAUCCUCAACAACGACCUGCUGCGGCAGCUGGCAAGAACGCAGAUCGACUCGGAGCCGGGCAUCCGCACCAACACGACGAUCCUGCUGGGCCGUCUCUCGCACGUGCUGACGCUGCACACGCGCCGCACCGUGCUUGUGCCGGCGUUUGCACGCAGUCUCAAGGAUCCGUUUGUGCAUGCCCGCCUCGCCGGACUCAUGGCCCUCAUGGCCACCGGCGAGAGCUACGAGCGCGACGACAUGGCGCGCCUCAUCCUCCCCGCGCUGGCGCCGUGUCUCGUCGACGCGGAGAAGGUGGUGCGCGAGCAGGCCAAGCUGGGCGUGGCCUUCUUUCUGCGCCGCAUCGACGAGGCCGUCGCGGGCAUGCCGGAUUCGGCCCUGCCGCCCAGCGACGAGCAGCAAGCUCCAGGCGCCCUGUCGUCGCCGUCUCCUGCCUCGGCGAGUGCUGCGCGUGCGCCCGACGGCACGGCCGCCUCGAGCGGCAGUGCCGCCAGCGCACUCGCCGGCUGGACGCUCUCGGCGUUUGCGCGCACCCUCGACGGCAUGCCCGGCGGCACCAGUGGCACUCUGGAUGGCGGCCUGCCGCGCGUCGCCUCUGCGCCGGCACCCGGCGCGGCGCCGGCUCUGCGCACGGCCGCGGCGGCCUCCUCGCCGCUGCGUGCCUCCUCGGCGGCCUCGGCAUCUUCGAGCGCCGGCGCGCCGCUGGCGUCGCUGGACGACGACCUCAUCGACAUCCACGCCGACGCCGACGACUGGUCGAGCUUCGAGGUGGGCACGCAAAAGGCCAGCCAAGUGCCGCGCCGCAUCGUGCCGCGCGCCUCCACCGCCGCCGCCGCCGCCGCCGCCGCCGCCGCCGCCGCUGGCGCCUCCCACCGGCCGCUCGCGGCGCGCGCGAGCUCGAGUCGCCUGGGCGUGGUAAGGACGGCGGAGCCGGCGGCUGCUAUGGCGCGCACUAGUCUGGCGGUCAAGGACGUCGCCGCAGAUGAAGCAGCAUGGGACUCGCCCGACGACUGCGCCGCCGCCGCUGCUUCCGUCGAUGCCCUGCCUCCCUCGUCUUCGGGCACCGGCACAUGCACGCCUUCGGGCGCGAGCGCGCACACGACGGCCGCCUUCUUCGCGGCGCCGCUGCCGGGCGCGCUGCAAGCGGCGCCUGAGGAGCCGCCGGCGGCCGAGAGCUGGGGCGCGAUGGACGAGGCAGAGCCAGAAGAGGCCGGGCCUGCGGCACAGACGGAAGCUGCAGCACUGCCGCCUGUCGUCGUCGCUGCGAGCAAGGAGGAGAGAAAGGCGGAGAUGGAGAGGCUCAAGGCGCAGCGGCGGGCACGCAUGGCGGCGCUCAAGGAGAGCAGGGCGGCCAAGCUUGGCAACAGCCUGACGUGAGGGGCGUCGGCGCAAGCAGGGGGGGCAAGGGUUAUACCACUUUUUGUUGCACACACAUGCGAUAGAAUGCGGGAGGGG
This is a messenger RNA of Tilletiopsis washingtonensis, 2820 nucleotides long. RefSeq lists its product as hypothetical. The coding region runs from base 1 to 2742 and encodes 913 amino acids. NCBI's taxonomy places the organism in Eukaryota, Fungi, Basidiomycota, Exobasidiomycetes, Entylomatales. Gene Ontology annotation, molecular function: protein kinase activity; ATP binding. Gene Ontology annotation, cellular component: cytoplasm. Gene Ontology annotation, biological process: protein phosphorylation; tRNA export from nucleus. The record is from RefSeq and is a predicted model, not a curated record. The transcript is spliced from 7 exons.